AACUACAACGACUGAGAUCCGCACUCAGAAGAAAACGAAAUCGAAUCGCUUUAGAAUGAAAUUCGCAAUUGUCUUACUCGUCGCCAGCAUUGCCUGCAUCAACGCACAGGUGGCCAUUAGUCCUUUUGCGGCAGCCAAUCCCUUUGCUGCAGCCUAUAAUCCGUAUCUGAAUGGAGUAUUCGGUGGAGGAGCUGCUGGAGCUGCCGCUCCCGCCGCACCCGCUGCUCCGGCAGCGCCUUUUGGCGGCUUCUCCGUCUCCGCCUUCUUCCAGUCCAUAGUGCUGCAAAAGGAGGCAGAUCGUCUGCUCAAUCAGCCCGACUUCCCCGCUGACCUGGCCGAGCGUGUCGAGAACGUGCUAGCCGAUGCUGCGCUGGGUUUCGCCAACUGCACCAACGCCACGCUGCCCUGGCUGCAAAUCCGCUGCGUCAAGCCCGCCCUGACCAGCGCCAAGAACGAGCUCAAGCUCAUCGAUGACGAGUGGCAGGCACGUCAAGCGGCCGCCACCACCACGGCAGCAGCACCAGCAGCAGGCGGUGCUCAGGCCUAAGUCGCCUUGUGAUGGGAUAUUCCAUUAAAAAAGAAACUAAGUGCAAUACACCAGCAUAGAUUCGAUAUACUUAAAUAAAGAUUUUCAAAGCAAACUAA
Messenger RNA from Drosophila novamexicana, 645 nucleotides. RefSeq lists its product as uncharacterized. NCBI's taxonomy places the organism in Eukaryota, Metazoa, Arthropoda, Insecta, Diptera, Drosophilidae. The coding region runs from base 56 to 547 and encodes 163 amino acids. The transcript has 2 exons. The record is from RefSeq and is a predicted model, not a curated record.